AUGGCGAUUCUGGUCAACAUACGAUGGUUUAGGUCCACAGACGGCAGUUCUGGUCUACAGACGGCGGUUCUGGUCCACAGACGGCGGUUCUGGUCCAAAGGCGGCGGUUCUGGUCCACAGACGAUGGUUCAGAUCCACAGACGAUGGUUCUGGUCUACAGGCGACGGUUCUGGUCCACAGACGGCGGUUCUGGUCUGGUCCACAGAUGACAGUUCUGGUCUACAGACGGAUGUUCUGGUCCACAGACGGCGGUUCUGGUCCACAGACGACAGUUCUGGUCAACAGAUUGCGGCCCCGAAUGGCGCGCGUGUGUCUUGUUGCUGUGAACGGGAUAUUUUAGGAGCGUUCGGAGCUCUCCGCCCGUCUGUAGGUGUUUACUUCAGGAACCGACGCGGACUCGAACCUGCGACCCGGGAGGAGGGUCGAAAUAUCGGACGCUGGAGAGGACGAGGUCAAAUACAGCAAGAAGAGCGCUGUUUCACCUGUGUCACCUGUUUUACUGGAUUUACUGGUUUUACUGGUUUUACUGCACAGGGACGAGUGAAGCAGCCUGAGGGUGAUGAAGAGGCUCAGAUUAACGCCGAUCUAAACUCACAAAGCUCAGCGUCAGCUUCUGAACACCAGCAGCAGCUCCUUCCCGGUGAGAGACCUCACCAUUCAACAACGUCGAAAGUUGCCUACUUCAAGAGGAAAUAUGCGGAGGAGGAGGAUCUGCACGGAGGUCUACAUGGAUAUUUUCAAAAACACUUGAUACUGCAGGAGGACCGGAGUUGCAUCCUGAAGCUGUCCCUGGAGAAGCUGAGGUUCCUGGAGGACUCCGAGGCUUACCUGAGGCGCUCCGUCCUCAUUAACAAUCUGUUGAGGAAGAUCCACCAUGAGGAGGAGGAGCUGGAGACAGAGGAGGAAGAGGUGGAGAGGCGGUACCCGGACAGGAAGAGGGUGAAGGUGCUAGUGACGGACUGCUGCUCCCCAGCCUUCAGCCUGGAGGAGAUGCAGCGUUACCGGCUGGUGCCCUGCUACCCACCAGCCACCUGCUUCUACAGCAUCUCCCCGAACCACCAGGUCCUCCUGCUGGAGGACAACGACUGACUGCCAUGCCUCUUCUCAACACAGAGAAACCCAGUGAGGUUCACAGUCAGCUGUACCAGAAACAGAAGCUGUGAUGCCUCCUUUUAACCCUCCAGUGGUGGAGAAACGAGGCCCGUGUGCCCCGCUUGGCGCUUCAGCAGGACGCCACUUCUUGUCAACCUUCUAGGAGGAAGCAGAGGAUGAAAGAAGGAUUCUUCUGCCUCAGGAUUUCUGCUGACUGUCUGUGUGGGAACUGAAGCUUUUCUUUUUAUUGAGCUCGUAUUCAUUUUUAUUGUUGCUCAUGUGACUGGUGAGCAUAUCAGGGAUUUACGGCCCGGAGGCUGCUUUCAGAGCACCUUGGGCUUGUGAGAGGAACAUUCACUGCUUCUGUGAUCUUUUUAAGCUGAAAUGUUUAGUGUGACAUUCCUGGAUCUGUGAAUUUCAUGCUGUGAAGAGACAGCACUUUGCUGCCCUCUGCUGGAGGAAAACAGGCCUUCCUGUGGCAGCUUUGGUUACUGAAACAGAAGAAAACGCCUUCAAUUUUAACCUCAAUUUAGCAUUUUUAAAUGAUGUGAUGAAUACCUUUAUUUUAAAUACAUCCUGUGAGGAGAUAUGCUGUAUGGUCCCAUCAGUGUAUUUGUCUUAUCCUGCCAUUUUAUACACAUAUUUAAGAUAAAUAAAAAAGACACUACUCUCAUACAAAUGGUACAAUAUAUGCUAAUUGUUCAUGAAGUGGCAUUAAGCAGCAUCAUAUUUGAUCACACUCAGUACUGUUUCUCCCAUAAAAAACAAAAUAUUUUUAUCAUUAAAGCUCUGCCCUUUUUUUCAAGCUUAAUUUCAGUGAAGAAAAUGAGGCCCAGUGGCUGAUAUAUUUCACUGUUUGAUGUAGUAAAAUGUUCUUUAUGGAGCUGUGUGACUCGCUCUUCUUUCAGUCUGUUGUUGCUCCCUUUGACUGUUUACAGACUUACGUCACUAAAUAUCUGCACUGAAAAUAAAAAGAAAAGCAGCUGUUAAA
Melanotaenia boesemani (Boeseman's rainbowfish) is the source of this 2083-nucleotide messenger RNA. RefSeq lists its product as uncharacterized. Lineage: Eukaryota; Metazoa; Chordata; Actinopteri; Atheriniformes; Melanotaeniidae. The transcript is spliced from 5 exons. The coding region runs from base 1 to 1089 and encodes 362 amino acids. The record is from RefSeq and is a predicted model, not a curated record.